Messenger RNA from Carassius auratus (goldfish), 3086 nucleotides. RefSeq names its product collagen alpha-1(XXIII) chain-like. The record is from RefSeq and is a predicted model, not a curated record. Lineage: Eukaryota; Metazoa; Chordata; Actinopteri; Cypriniformes; Cyprinidae. The coding region runs from base 304 to 2001 and encodes 565 amino acids. The transcript is spliced from 30 exons.
CGCACGCACACACACACACACUAUUCGCAAUCUGUCGUUUACAUAGUUUUGAAGACGGCAGUUCAGCAGCGAAAAAAAAGGGCUGACUGGAUUCUCUGAGACACACUUCAGAGGGAAACAGUUUAACCUGCGCUCGAGACGCAGAGAGGCGCGCGACCGUCAGUAGCUCUCUUCUAGUGUGCGUCACAUCUUUGCGUCUCCUGUCAGCCGCAGUUACGCUGAAGCCAUAAACGCCACAUUACUGAAAUAAAGGACACGAGUCUCAAAAGAGGAUUCAAGAACAAGGAUAAUAUUUAAACCAAAAUGCCAAAAAUGGUUUCAACUGGGGAUUCAAAAGAUGUGUCAAAGACAUCACAGAGCAAUGGACACCACACAUCACAGAUAUUUCAUUGUUUAACGACCCUCGUAUGUUUUAUGUUGUCGGCGUCUUCGGUGGCAGUUUGUCUGUUUAUGAACGUCAAAACUUCUCAUCUUGAGCGUAAAAUUGAACUUCUAGAGAUGGAGCGACUGUCUGUGAUUCAACCUGUGCACGCGACAUUAAAUGUGCACGCGACUUUUCGGGAUGAGAUAGAGAAACUUGUACAAGAGAGACUCGAAGAAGGAGUGUCGAAAAUUCGCACAGCUCGAGAAGCAGCGCAAGAGUGCUCGUGUCCUCCAGGUCCUCCAGGAAAACGUGGAAGAAAAGGCAACCCUGGAAUUCCAGGCCCUCCAGGACGGGAUGGCUACCCGGGUCCAAUGGGUAUGGAUGGACCUCCAGGUCCAAAUGGCAGUCAGGGAAUGCCGGGACCAAAAGGAGAUAAGGGUGACCAGGGAGACAUGGGUCCCAGGGGACCACCGGCCUUCGCUGCCUCUGCAGGCCUGCUCAGUAAUCAGAUUCUCACGGUUAAGAUGGUCUUCCCUCGCUAUGAGCAUGGCUUUCUCUCGACUACAGCUGACCACCACACUUUUCACAGGCACCUUAUAAAGGGUGAUCAAGGUCAGGCUGGGCCCCCAGGUCCCCCAGGAACACCUGGUCCCAGAGGGCCUCCAGGAAACACAGGCAGAGAUGGGCCGCAGGGCCACCCAGGAGAGCCGGGUCCUCCUGGCAAAGAUGGAAAUGAGGGACCAAGAGGGCCACCUGGCAUGCAGGGUAUGAAUGGUGCCAAUGGCAUGCCUGGCCCACAGGGUCCUGUAGGGGAAAAGGGGGAUAAUGGUGCUCCAGGUACUGAAGGGAAGAAAGGGACUGAUGGAUCCCCUGGCAUGAAGGGUGAAAAGGGGGAUAGUGGACAUCCAGGACCCCAGGGAGAAAAAGGAGCCACUGGCUUCAUAGAAAAUGCUGAUCUGGAUGUUAGACUCAAAGCUCUACAGGGGCCUCCAGGACCUCCAGGAGAGCAAGGGCCAAAAGGAGAAAUGGGCUUACAUGGGGCACCAGGACCUGAAGGAAAGCAGGGUCAUAAGGGAGAUAAAGGUGAUGCAGGAGAGCCUGGAGCAGCAGGAGCAAAAGGGGAAAAAGGGGAAAUUGGACUGAUAGGGCCUUCAGGUGAAGCAGGGCAAAAGGGAGAUAAAGGAGACUCUAGGUUUGAGGACAAUAUGGCCCAGAUUAUCUCUUUGCCUGGCCCACCAGGGCCACCUGGACCUCCUGGACCUGCCGGAUAUCAUGGAUUGGCUGGACCCAAGGGAGAGCCUGGUGAAGCAGUUAAAGGAGAAAAGGGCGAUGCUGGAGAGAAAGGUCCACCUGGGCAGCGGGGUCUUCAAGGCUUUCCAGGGUCUAAUGGCUUGAUAGGCCUGCCAGGUGCAAAAGGUGAAAAGGGGAAACAAGGUGAACCAGGUUUAGAUGGUUUCCCAGGACUUCAAGGAGAAAAGGGGGACAGAGGAGACAAGGGGGAAAAGGGUGACAGAGGUUCAAUAGGGAAAAAAGGUCUGAAAGGACAGAAGGGAGAGCAGGGACCUCCAGGACUUGAUCAGCCUUGUCCUGUGGGGCGUGAUGGGCUGCCCAUAGCAGGAUGCUGGCAUAAGGUAUAAUUAUGUAUGUGAUAUGAAGAAACUAUGAGUCCUGCCAUAAUAGUAGGGAUAUUGCAUUAUGACUGCAGUAACUGCUUCCUUUUUGUGUCUUCUAACAGUUUUCUCCUAUUGCUCUCUUGCAGUAAUGACUAACCUGGAGCAUGGAGUUUGUACAUAUUGAUAUAUAUUUUGCAAGUAACAUUGGCUUUUUCUUCCAAUUUUUUAGUCAUUUCUUAUUUAAUAAACUGGGUUUUCAUAUGGGAGCCCCUGAAAACAAUGUCUAUAUCACUGCAUUAACAAAGAGAGGCUCUCCACUGUCACAAUAAUAAGUGUAGAAAAGCAAUGAAAUGGGAAUCAUAGGUGCUGUGACUGUACUUAUAUUGAGAAGAGACAUGAACUUGCUUGUGGAUGCACAGAGAAUGCUGCUGCUGACCUUAAUGAGAGAAAAUAACCCUGAACUUUCUAACAGACUGACCACUGUGUCUGCAAAUAAUUACUUCUUCCCUGGCUAACUUUCAUGGGUGCCAUUUGAAACAACCAACCCGAUCCUUUGUUCACUAAAAGUUUGCUUUAAAAUGAAGAUGCUUCAGCGCAGGGUGGCAAAUCAAAGCACUCAUCUCAGCCCUUAAGGACACUGAAUGGGCUACAUGGAGUUUGUUUCCAGUGAAAGGGCUCACCUUGUACUACAGGAAGGGACACAAUGUGGACGUUGCACUGGAUUUGUACUGGUGUACAUAUGGACAAAUCGGUACUCAGGAAACUCUUUUCACUUGGUCUGUAGGAAACAACUUUUGCUCCAUUUCUCCAUAAAAUACACUUGUGGAGUGGUGGGAAAAACUGGUAACUGGUAUCAUGUACAGUUGUCAUAAGUCUUAUCUGUUUACAAGAUCCCUCAUAAACUAUUACAACUUUGGUCUUUUAGCCUAUUCAUUGUUUUGUGGGAUUGUCCAUCCUCAAUGAGCAUUAUAUGAAGUGUGUGUAAAUAAAAUGUAUUAUUUUUACAUUUAAAGGCUAAUAUGACUUAUUGUAUGAAUAACUGUAUCCAUUGUUUUAUGUUUAGUUGCUUUCCCAUCACUCGGUUAAAAUAAAAAACAUUUUUAACUCUC